Messenger RNA from Onychomys torridus (southern grasshopper mouse), 313 nucleotides. RefSeq names its product cytochrome c oxidase subunit 7A2, mitochondrial-like. The coding region runs from base 1 to 252 and encodes 83 amino acids. Lineage: Eukaryota; Metazoa; Chordata; Mammalia; Rodentia; Cricetidae. The transcript has a single exon. Gene Ontology annotation, biological process: mitochondrial electron transport, cytochrome c to oxygen; regulation of oxidative phosphorylation; mitochondrial respirasome assembly. The record is from RefSeq and is a predicted model, not a curated record.
AUGUUUCAGAAUCGGCUGACCCUCCAUCAGAUUGCCCAGAGGACCAUCAGCACUACUUCACAAAGGCAUUUUGAAAACAAAGUUCCAGAGAAACAAAAGCUGUUUCAGGAGGACAAUGGGGUCCCAGUGCAUCUGAAGGGCAGAGCAGCUGGUGCCCUCCUCUACAGACCCACGAUGGGUCUGAGAGUUGGUGGAACAGCGUAUGCCAUCUACAUGUUAGUUAUGGCUGCAUUCCCCAAGAAGCAGAACUGAUGUCAUCAUCCCAGUCUUCACAUGGUUCAGUUUCAUUCAGCACUCGAUGGACCAGGAAUCU